Molecule: messenger RNA, 1310 nt
Organism: Fusarium verticillioides 7600
Lineage: Eukaryota; Fungi; Ascomycota; Sordariomycetes; Hypocreales; Nectriaceae
Exons: 1
Coding region: 514-1146 (210 amino acids)
Source: RefSeq, a predicted model, not a curated record
UUUAUGCCCAUAGUUGAACUUAAUCCAGCCUCCGUCACACUCAAUACGAAUACUACAUUCCACGGCAAUCGACGCUCAGACUCAGACUCAACUUGAUGUAAACACUCUCCGCACUAAAACACACGCCAAGCCUUCAGCCCCAAACUUGGGCGACGUUAAUUGGCCAAUGCGUACGCUAUUCUUUCAGCUCAGGCUUUUGAUUGAACGCCAAAAGCAUGCCGUUUACCCCUGAGUGUGCUGUAGGGCUGAUUCGUGACUGGAUCACGGCACAUGGUACCAUAACUAAUAUCACAUUGGCGAGACACGGUGAAUCCUUGGGGCGGUGGGUGGAAAUGAAGUGAGACUAGUUGGUGUGCUAGAGAGUUCGUUUAAUGGGGAAUAUAGACUAUUAAAGGAGCUUGAUCCUCUUGUCUUGCUCUGUCUCUCUCUUCCGCAUCAACACUCUCUCUAUCUCAAGUCUAUCUUCAGUCUAUCUAUCUCAACAGAUAUCUCAACAGAUACCUCAACUUCAAAAUGCAGUCCAUCAUCCUCACCUCCCUCCUCGCCACCGCCGUGAGCGCCAACUUCAUGGCCCACCCCCUCAUGAAGCGCGAUCUCCUCGCUCCCCGCGCAACCGCCCCAGCCGUCGGCGGCAUCACAGAAGAGUGCCAAACCGCCAUCCUCGACGUCUACAAGACCCUCCCCACGCCUCCCCCCGCCAUCGUCUCCGACAUCACAGAGAACCCCCAGACCGACCCCUGCUCCUUCAGCACCCCCGCCUCCCUCUCCAAGGACUACGCCAGCUACAGCUCCCAGAUCCUGUCGUGGUACAGCAAGAACGAGGACGAGAUCAAGUCUGCUCUCUCAGAAUGCCCUGAGCUGAGCCAGUACGCUACUGCUGUUCCUGUCUGCGCUACUGCUGCUCUUGGUGGAAAGGGUGGUGAUGCUGAGAGUGCUACUACUACUGCUGAGAAGCCUGAGAAGACUUCUGCUUCUUCUGGGGACAAGACUACUGCUGCUGCGGGUGAGGAGACUUCUGCUGAGAGUGACGCCGCUUCUACUCCUACCUCUUCUGCUGCUGCUGUUGAGACCAACGGUGCUGCUCGUGAGGGUGGUUUCAUCUACGCUGCUGCUGCUGUUGCCGGUGUUGUCGUCGCUGCCCUGUAAGAGGGCUUAUAUGAGGGGAAGUUGUUGGCUAUCUAUGAGAUUUAAGUUUAUCUGCUUUUAAUACAAGACAUGUCUCUUUCACAAAUCUCGUAGAAAUGUAAUCAUGAAUAUCGUGAACGUCGUCUCAGUGUAGUCGUGAGAUCUAAUCUAGUGUUUGUCCAUCA